UUGGAUAUUGAAGGAUAUCCCAGAUUAUGAUACAGUUACAACUUUACACCCAACAUCUUUACCAACUGUACCACUUACAAAAUGGGAGGUUCUGCUUCAUCAGCAUGGAGAAGACCAUUUUUUGCAUCCUAGAAGGAACUUUACAACUAGCAAGAGCUGUCCAUCACUUGUGUGCAGGCCGGAAUCCUUUACAGCACAUGGUGUCAUUGAAUCCCAUUGUGAAGAAAUUCCAAGUAUUGCCCACGAAUCUGAAGAUGUUUCUAGUGAGGAAACAAAUCAGUUAGCUAUAGAGCUGGAUGCCCUUACUCUGGAAUCAGUACAAUGUAAUGAUGACAAUAAAAUGCGAGAUCAGACUGAUGAAUUUUUCUCCUGGGCAUUGGAGAGAGCUGAAAAGUCAAAUAUUAAAGAUCGAGGUUUUGAAGAACUUGUGGUGGAAGGAAAGGAAGGGUUAAUUUUGGAAAAUGACUACCUUAGCCCAACAGUGACUGUUGGUAAACUGGUGAAUCAAGGAACAAAUGCAGGGUCUGAGGUAAUGGAGGAGACUUUGGCAGGAAGAAAUGUCUUCCAUUCAGAAUAUUUUGAUACUAACAAAGAGGUGGAUCAAACAUACAAAAAGAUGGAAGUAGCUGCAAAACCUGAACAUCUUGGACAGAUUGGAAGCAUGGAGUCAUUUGAAUAUUCUUUCACUAAAUCAAAAAGAAAGUCAUAUUGUGCAGAGGAAGAAAUGAAACUUGUGGUGAAGGAUAAGGCUGAGAUUGACUACAAGAAUCAACAAACUAAAUUUACUCUGGAGCACUAUCAGGGAUUGGAUAUGGACCUCGCAUAUUCCGAGGAGCUAUUUGAUGAAAUUGAUGACGAUGAUGAUAGUGCUAACCUGGAGACAAGAACAAUGCUGUGCCUACCAUUCUUAUGUUGGAGAAGGAGAAAUAAGCAUGAGAAGGAGCAGAAGACCCCCAACUUCUUUGAGAGAUAACUUCUUGCCUGUAGAGAUUUGUUAAGAUGGAACUAUUAACCUGUUUUAUAAUAAGUGGAGUUCCACAAAAUGUUGUAAAUUGUUUUGAUUGUUG
Pristis pectinata (smalltooth sawfish) is the source of this 1067-nucleotide messenger RNA. RefSeq lists its product as uncharacterized. The transcript has 13 exons. The record is from RefSeq and is a predicted model, not a curated record. Bases 341 to 973 code for a protein of 210 amino acids. NCBI's taxonomy places the organism in Eukaryota, Metazoa, Chordata, Chondrichthyes, Rhinopristiformes, Pristidae.